Messenger RNA from Vicia villosa (hairy vetch), 1038 nucleotides. RefSeq lists its product as uncharacterized. Lineage: Eukaryota; Viridiplantae; Streptophyta; Magnoliopsida; Fabales; Fabaceae. The record is from RefSeq and is a predicted model, not a curated record. The transcript is spliced from 7 exons. The coding region runs from base 1 to 1038 and encodes 345 amino acids.
AUGCGUUCUCGUAUGCUACCAACCAAAUCUGGUCUCGAGACAGUUUGGGCUGGUGCAGUCUCAACUACAGCCGUUGCUCGAAGAAAGAAGAUUAAAGAAGUUCCUACACAGAAGGACUCUGGGGCAUCUAAAAGUAACAAGCCAAGUGAGAGUGAUUCCAUUGCCACCAACAAGAAACCCACGAAUUCGAAACCCCUGGUAGGUUCGAAACGACAAGUCUCUUCAACAGUUGUCUCAGAUGAUGAAGACAAAUCUCCUCCUCGUACCAGGCAAGGCCAUAGAAAGAGACAGAAAGCUAUUACUCCUUCGGGAAAAGAGAAAGGGCUAGGUUCCUCCAAAGUUGCUUCUCCUAGCGACAAGGCGUCUUCUGAGGAAUCACCUUUAAAAACUGCCAGUAAUGCCUUCGUUGUCGAAAGUCAUAACUCAAGUCCAGACAAUAUUCCACCCAAGGAUGAUACUGGCACUGCUACUUCAGGUCUUAAGACUUACAAUCUCACCAUUAAUGUCGAUAAACCUCAAGUCUCAACUACAACCGUUGCUCGAAGAAAGAAGAUUAAAGAAGUUCCUACACAGAAGGACUCUGGGGCAUCUAAAAGUAACAAGCCAAGUGAGAGUGAUUCCAUUGCCACCAACAAGAAACCCACGAAUUCGAAACCCCCGGUAGGUUCGAAACGACAAGUCUCUUCAACAGUUGUCUCAGAUGAUGAAGACAAAUCUCCUCCUCGUACCAGGCAAGGCCAUAGAAAGAGACAGAAAGCUAUUACUCCUUCGGGAAAAGAGAAAGGGCUAGGUUCCUCCAAAGUUGCUUCUCCUAGCGACAAGGCGUCUUCUGAGGAAUCACCUUUAAAAACUGCCAGUAAUGCCUUCGUUGUCGAAAGUCAUAACUCAAGUCCAGACAAUAUUCCACCCAAGGAUGAUACUGGCACUGCUACUUCAGGUCUUAAGACUUACAAUCUCACCAUUAAUGUCGAUAAACCUCAAGGUAAUCAUAACUCUUUCACUUUCAUCGAUAAACUUCUCAAGGCCUUAUCGUUCUGA